AUGCGUUGGAAUGAAGACCAUCUUCAAAUAUAUUUUGCACAUAGCAAGACUGAUCAGAGUGGAGAUAGACCGCGAGAUCCCAGGAACAUAUAUGCAAACCCCAUCAGCCCGGAGAUUUGCCCUAUUCUGGCCCUUGGAAUCUAUUUCUUGUGCUAUGUUCCAGACGAUCAAUGGUUAUUCCCAGGCCGAUCACAAUACAAACGAUUUAUGCAAAUGGAUACAGUUCAAAGGGCAGUGACGACCCAUUUGUUAUCCCUAGGUCUGCAACCGCAAGACAUAGGCAUUCACUCGAUACGAAAGGGGUCUGCGACAUUUUGUGCUUCUGGA
Molecule: messenger RNA, 327 nt
Organism: Guillardia theta CCMP2712
Lineage: Eukaryota; Cryptophyceae; Pyrenomonadales; Geminigeraceae
Exons: 2
Biological process (GO): DNA recombination; DNA integration
Molecular function (GO): DNA binding
Source: RefSeq, a predicted model, not a curated record